AUGAAGCCCCCCUAUGAUCUCAAUGCCCGGGACACCAUGCAAGCUCUUCCCGAAACCCACGUGGAUGUGGAUUUCAUGAUUGUAGACUAUCUUGCCUGUCUCGCAAUUGAUAGCACCCUCGUGGCCAUCGGGAGACAAACACAAGACCUAGCUGUAGAGCACGAUGAACUGAACUGGCAAAUUGACUCACUCAAUGGUAAAUCGACAACAGAGAAUCCCGUGAGCAUGACUGACGGCGCCACAGGACUUCGGACAUGGCUGGCAUCAACCCACCUGGAAACCCCGUUGCCUCAAGAUCUGGCCAUCAAACUGCAACUAUUGACAGUGGCAGACCAGCUGCGGCGUUACAUGGCGCAGGGAUACCAGUUCCCCCGGGACCACUUGCGACUACCGACUAUAGGAAUGGCGUUCAUGGACCUCUGCUCCACAGCAUCUGCAAAGGUGUCAGAAACUCGAUGGUUUGACACCGGCGCCCGCUUCCUGGUCCAGGCAGUACUUGAAGAUCAGCGCGAAGGGAGUCCAUCAUCCGAAGAUCUGCCCAAGCUCUGCUCGUGGACCCCCAGCGAGCCUGCCCAGAUUUCGAUGUGGGUUAUCGCCCGACAGAGGUACGCAGGUGUAUUAUCGGAUGCAAGUGCAAGCAACAAAGCCCAAUCAAUAGCGCUCCAGUAUCCACUCCUGGAGUUCAAAGCCGUCGUCGGGACAUUUCUCCGCGAUCUAAUGACCACCUUGGAUGCCCCAAUUCUCAUUCAGGUAGAGCGAGGUCAGCUCGACGGCCUAAGCGCAGAAGAAACACAGCGUCUGAAGGCUCGAGUUGGGUUACGCUGA
Messenger RNA from Penicillium longicatenatum, 825 nucleotides. RefSeq lists its product as uncharacterized. The record is from RefSeq and is a predicted model, not a curated record. NCBI's taxonomy places the organism in Eukaryota, Fungi, Ascomycota, Eurotiomycetes, Eurotiales, Aspergillaceae. The transcript has a single exon. Bases 1 to 825 code for a protein of 274 amino acids.